CGACCUAACCGGCGGAGAGGCAAUCCGGCCCGACUGGCAGCACUGAAUCCGAGUGUAAAUGUAUAAUAACCUUCAUCGAGGUGUACUAUUUUUGCGAAAAUACAUUUAAAUCAAUUAUAAAUAAUGUUACCUCUAACUUUGUUAAAAACAGCACAAAAUCACCCCAUGCUGGUGGAGCUGAAAAAUGGAGAAACAUACAAUGGUCAUUUAGUUAGUUGUGACAAUUGGAUGAAUAUAAACCUUAGAGAAGUUAUAUGUACAUCAAGAGAUGGUGACAAGUUCUGGAGGAUGCCAGAAUGUUAUAUCAGAGGCAGCACAAUUAAGUAUCUAAGGAUUCCAGAUGAAGUAAUAGACAUGGUAAAGGAAGAUAUACAAAUGAAAUCAAGGGGACGUGGUGAAAUGAAAGGUCGAGGCCAGAGUCAAAGAGGACGUGGUGGUGGAAGAGGCACCUUUGGCAGAGGAGGAAGAGGUCCAGCACCAUUGGGUCGUGGAGGUGGCACACAAGUUGGAAAUAAACCACAAAAUAAACCAAGAUCUAAAUAAAA
Linepithema humile (Argentine ant) is the source of this 545-nucleotide messenger RNA. RefSeq names its product U6 snRNA-associated Sm-like protein LSm4. Lineage: Eukaryota; Metazoa; Arthropoda; Insecta; Hymenoptera; Formicidae. Gene Ontology annotation, biological process: spliceosomal snRNP assembly; P-body assembly; mRNA splicing, via spliceosome. Gene Ontology annotation, molecular function: U6 snRNA binding. The record is from RefSeq and is a predicted model, not a curated record. Gene Ontology annotation, cellular component: P-body; spliceosomal tri-snRNP complex; U6 snRNP.